AUGGCUAGUACAGCAUUUUUGCUGAAGGACGAUCCUUCGCAGGCUGCGGAUUUAUAUUCGCUAUUAUACGCUCUGGAAUAUCUGGAAAGAGGAUAUAUCGGUGGAUAUUCGCCGUCCGAUGAAUAUGAAACAGAAUGCAAAUCACUGCUAUCAUUGUGUAAGGUCCUAAAUGAAGCUACACCGGAUAUCUUCGUUUCGUUUUCCAAGGAAUUCAGCUUCCAUUGCCCCUUGGCACUUAAUCGAAUAAAGGUUGGCCAGCCAGCUACUUUAGAACGACCUAAAGAUCAAAAGGAGAAUAAUCAGAAGCUAAUGAUAUUCGAACUUAGUGAGCAUUUUAUAACUCUGAUCGACGCACUCAAACUUGGAAGUAUAGCUGUGGAUGAGCUCUACCCACUUUUACACAGUCUUAUUUUGUCUAUAAGUUCCAUAGAAUCUUCACACGAGAAGAAUUCCAACGAGGCGUUUACCCUAAAGUCGGUGGACAAACUCCAGAAGUGGGAUAAAAGGCUAGAAGGUAUGGGUGCCCAUGAAGAACUGAGUUCUAACGAUGCUAGACAACUUAGCAUGGAUACAGAAGCUGCAUAUACAUUUUUCAAAACAUUCCUGAGGCAGCAACAAUAG
This is a messenger RNA of Theileria equi strain WA, 621 nucleotides long. RefSeq lists its product as hypothetical. The transcript has 4 exons. The coding region runs from base 1 to 621 and encodes 206 amino acids. Gene Ontology annotation, molecular function: protein-containing complex binding. The record is from RefSeq and is a predicted model, not a curated record. Lineage: Eukaryota; Apicomplexa; Aconoidasida; Piroplasmida; Theileriidae. Gene Ontology annotation, biological process: protein transport to vacuole involved in ubiquitin-dependent protein catabolic process via the multivesicular body sorting pathway. Gene Ontology annotation, cellular component: ESCRT I complex.